AGUUGUCACACGACAGCGCUACGAGAAAGACGCGUGCGGUUACACGCCGCUGUGUUCUCAACUAAACUUUACGCGACUUACAACUGCAGUGAACUGGAUCAAAAAUUUGAACUGAGAGUGUCAAGUUGCUAGUGUUCAAGUGUAGUGAUGAUAUUUGAAUGGAACAGCCACCUUUCACGUCUCCUGGACCAACGUUGAUGUCAGAGGGGAUGGAACGAGACCGGCUUGUCGAGGAGAUAGUACUCCUGGCACUAUUCUUAGUGUCAACCGCGGCGAAUUCCUUGGCCCUACUGGUCUUCUGUAGACGACCUGGCUUGAGGACAAUAUCCAAUCGGUUCGUUAUCAACUUGUUGGCGACCAAUUUGCUGACGACCUCCUUACUGGCGCCCGCGCUCUUCGGCGAGCACUCAGCUAAGGAGAACGUAGCUUCAUGGAUUGAGGCAGGCGACGCUGCUGCCUCAGCGUGCAGUCUGGCUGCACUACUGGCUGUCAUGUUGAUCGCGCUCGAUCAGCAUCACGCGGUCACCGAUCCGCUGCGCUGCCAUACCCGCCUUCUACAACGACGCCCCGCAGCUUUAUGUGCUGCAACUUGGCUAGCAGCCGCUGCCGCUGCAGCUAUUAGAGCGGCCAUUGCGGUUGUUCGCCAUUUCUACCCACUCGAGCCCAUCGUUCAAGGAGUCGAGUUCGCUUACUAUAUUGUGUACUUAAUUUUGGGAGUUAUCACGCCGGCGGCUAUCGUUUGCGUUAUGUAUGCAAGAAUUUACCGAGCGGCACGAUCUUCGGGACUUCGAGCUAGAGCGCACGGUGCGAGUGCUUUGCAACUACAUGAGCCACAUGCACACUUACCAGAAUUGGUCGAAGAGGGUGAAGGACUUACUCUGAGGAUUGAUGUGCCAGAUGCGUCAGAUAAUGUUCCGAUCGGAGAACCAGCCAAAUUCGGCCCAUUCCUUCUUCCACCUGAGCGUCCACUUCGUUGUCCUUCUGUCGCGAGUCUUCGUAAUGCGCGAAAAGAGGGCAAAUCUCACGAGGAUCUCAGGAAAGGAUUACCGGCUGUUAGCUCUGCCCCUUCUUUGGCCGCGCCUCUGCUCGCCGUGCAACCUCGUACGCCACAGCCAUCGCACAGUGGCUCUAGAAUUACGUCGAUAAGGUGCAGAAUUUCGAACGCUUCAUUGUUUAGAUAUAGGGAAGAAUCUCGUGCGGCCCGUGUUGGACUAUUGACGGGUGCGUUAGUGAUGUUACAUAUUCCGCAUGCUGCGACGGCUGUUAUAUCAGCCGCUGUGCCUGGACUGGCAGAGUGCGUGCGUACUCCAGCUUUGGCAUUGCUGCUAUUGGCGGCUGCUGUUUCUCCGUUCCUAUUUGCGUUACGUUCUCGCCGUGUACAGCGGGAAGCGCGACGUUUGCUUUUGCCAGAGAAAAAUGCGUGGGAGCGAGCGUCAGGCGCCGCAUCUGCAGCGGUGGCUGAUGGACAACGCGCGCGUGCCGCAUUGGAACUGUUGCGUACACUGUCGCCGGGUAGCGGUGCGGGUGAUGUGCCGGUAUCGGGAAACGGCUCAGAGGCUGCCGCCUGUAGGGGAUCAUUCAGUUCAGGCGGCAGCACGCAGCUGUCAUCGGCGUCAGACGAGUGACCGCCGCCCCCGCCCUGCGCGCAUUAUUCGCGCGCACCGCGGGUACAUUUCGGCCCGCGCCCCACCGCACUACUGAUCUGUGAUACUAGGCUUAACCGCUCCUGUCUCGGAGCGACCGUUAGACUGAUUUAGUUUUAAGUUAAUUUAUUAUGUGUCCAUGUACCUUUCCGCUGAGCGGACAAUUUUAUUACCUGACAUAGUUUAUGAAUGUAUGAAAAUAUUAAAAUUCGUAUCGAAGUGAAAUUUUAGU
Messenger RNA from Diatraea saccharalis (sugarcane borer), 1875 nucleotides. Lineage: Eukaryota; Metazoa; Arthropoda; Insecta; Lepidoptera; Crambidae. The record is from the annotation of a GenBank genome assembly.